UUUUCUGAUUCCCUACUUGCUCAUCGUGUUCAUCGGGGGCAUCCCGGUCUUCUUCCUGGAGAUCGCGCUGGGACAGUUCAUGAAGCAAGGAGGGGUCUCUGCCUGGAACAUUGCACCCCUCUUCAAAGGUCUGGGCUUGGCCUCGAUGGUGAUCGUGUUCUUCUGUAACACCUACUACAUCAUGAUUCUGGUGUGGGGCCUCUACUUUCUCUUCCACUCCUUCACCAACCCACUGCCCUGGGCCACCUGUGGACAUCCCUGGAACACGCCCAACUGUACACAGGACUUCCGGCGUGCCUGCCACAACCGCAGCGCACUGCCUUCAUCUGCUGACACCCCCUCCAACCUCGACCCCUCUGCGUCCCCGCUAAACCUAUCCUCAGCCCUGCUCCUUCUCAACGGCAGCUGCGUGGAGUCCGAGGGCAUGCGCUCCCCUGUCAUCGAGUUCUGGGAGCGUAAAGUGCUGCGUCUGUCUGGUGGGCUGCACGAGCCCGGUGACAUCAGCUAUGAGAUGGUGCUCUGUCUCAUAGUCACCUGGAUCAUCGUUUACUUCUGCAUGUGGAAAGGUGUUAAAUCUACUGGCAAGGUUGUGUACUUCACUGCUCUGUUCCCAUACCUGGUUCUGGUUGUUCUUCUGGCCCACGGAGUCACUUUACCUGGAGCUAUAAAUGGGAUUGUUUACUACCUGAAACCAGACUGGUCCAAACUUGGAGAAGCACAGGUGUGGAUUGAUGCCGGCACUCAAAUUUUCUUCUCCUAUGCCAUCGGACUGGGUGCCCUGACUGCACUGGGCAGCUACAACCGCUUCCAUAACAACUGUUACCAGGAUGCAUUCGUCCUGGCCUUCAUUAACAGCGGAACCAGUUUCUUUGCAGGCUUUGUGGUGUUCUCUGUGCUUGGCUUCAUGGCUGAAGAGCAAGGCGUGGACAUCAGUAAGGUAGCAGAGAGUGGUCCAGGCCUGGCCUUUAUUGCCUACCCCAAGGCUGUGACUCUGAUGCCUCUGGCGCCGCUCUGGGCAGCACUUUUCUUCUUCAUGUUGCUCAUACUGGGCUUGGACAGCCAGUUUGUCGGGGUAGAAGGUUUGAUAACAGGAAUCAUGGACAUGCUGCCUCCUAAAUCUGUCCUGGGCUCUCUGCGCCGAGAGGUGGUGGCGGCCAUCUGCUGCUUCAUCUGCUUUCUCAUCGACAUGUCUAUGGUCACAGAGGGAGGGAUGUAUGUCUUCCAGCUGUUUGACUACUACUCUGCCAGCGGCAUCACUCUGCUGUGGCAGGCCUUCUGGGAGUGUGUGGUGAUUGCAUGGGUCUAUGGCGCGGACCGUUUCAUGGACGACGUGGCUCGUAUGAUAGGCUACCAGCCGCUACCCUACAUGAAGUGGUGCUGGUCCUACAUCACGCCUAUUGUUUGUGUGGGUGUGUUCCUGUUCCAUGUGGUGAACUACAAGCCCCUGACCUACAACACAGUGUAUACAUACCCCUUGUGGGGUGAAGCACUUGGCUGGCUAUUGGCUCUGUCCUCAAUGCUCUGUAUCCCUGUCACUGUUCUCUACAAACUGCUUCGCUGCAAAGGAUCUUUUCGGGAGAGGUGGCAGCACCUUACCACCCCAGUUUGGGGGAGACAUCACCUGGAGUAUCUGGCCCCAGAGAGCGAGGCCAAACUGCUGCCCCCUGCUGGAACCAAGAAUCAGCUUCUCUUUGAGAGUGUCAUCUGAUGAGCUGAGCCCUACAGAACACAGAUCCAAGGUCGCCCUUGACAUCAGCACCCACAGAAACAAACAUACAGAUGACUCAACACGCAUGCACACCACACUGGCCCAGUCAGAGCAAAGUGCAGAUUAAUCACGCACCCCACAGUUUUUAAGGUAUAUAAAAGCCCUGGACAAUUGGACCAAAGAUAAGAUGGGAGAAGAACUGAAACACAACCGCACGUAUACAGUCAUCACAGGCUGAUGUUCCGUCUGCUCUGCUUUCUGACUCUACCUCGCUGAUUCUCCCCUCUCUUUCUGUCCCCUGCCUUUGUGCUGUCCCGUCCCGUCUUGUUUUGUGAGUGCGAUAUGUCCAGUGUAGUUGCGAUAUCUUCCCUCACUGCGCCACUGUGUUUAAGUUCAACAGCCUCGUAACAUGUCAUGUCAUUUUAUUGUGAGUGAGCAAAAACUUAAAAAAACCUUGUGAAACUUUCGAAAAUGAAAGACGUCACGUUCGCUGCUGAUAUGCCAUGGUCUGAAUGUGUGUGUGUGUGUAAGUGAGUAAGAAGGAGUGUGUGUUGGACUGUGGCAGUGGUGUCUUCAUUUACAUGUAGCGUUGUGUUUGCCCAUCAUUGUUUCCUGCCAAGUGUACUCUCUUCAUGAACAGCUUCCAUUUGUAAGAAACAAAAAAACAAUCAAAAAGAGAAAAUGCAUCACCACUUCCAGCUGUGUGUUAUGAACUAACUUAUCCAGUGUAUUGUAGGGUCUGUGAAUCAGUGUUAACAAUAUUUGGAGGGGAUGACGAUCAAUAUUUCCAUCAGAAGAGAUGGAGAGAAAGUGUGCGAAGAGCAGGAGACGGGGAUGUGGGGAGGGGGAAGAGACUUGGUGAAAGGAAAGAAGCAAUAAAUGACCAGAUUAAGAUGGA
Messenger RNA from Paralichthys olivaceus (Japanese flounder), 2606 nucleotides. The record is from RefSeq and is a predicted model, not a curated record. NCBI's taxonomy places the organism in Eukaryota, Metazoa, Chordata, Actinopteri, Pleuronectiformes, Paralichthyidae.